Symbiodinium sp. CCMP2456 is the source of this 2608-nucleotide messenger RNA. NCBI's taxonomy places the organism in Eukaryota, Dinophyceae, Suessiales, Symbiodiniaceae. The record is from the annotation of a GenBank genome assembly.
AUGGCCACCGAGACGCUGAAGAUCAGCGAUGGCAGCACCAUGGAGAUCUGCAGACUCCCAGAUGUGGAUGACGAAACAUGGGCGGAGGUUCGUGCCUAUGUCGAGAGCAACCCAGAGACCGCAAAGUCUUUGAAGAGCUUUGCGAAGAAUCCGGAUGCCAUGAGAGGUUGGCUGCAGACCCAAGCCAUCGCAGAGCACUACAGCAACAAGAUGGCCAGCGGCGACACCCCGGUCCAGGACAAGGUCAAGUUCCUGGAGAAAGACCCCGAGCUAGCCUCCAUCUUCGAAGACAUCAAGAAGAAUGGCAUGGAAGCCGUCAUGAAGUACUACCAGGACGAGGAGUUGAUGCUACGAAUAAGCCAGAAGAUGGGUGGCCUGCCUUCCGAGCUUCAGCCCGUUCUUCAGAAGAUUGAAGACACCUCGCUGACCCUCCACGAAGCAGCCAAGAAGGGGGAUCUCGCAGCCGUCCAGCAGUUCUUAGACAAGAACAAGCCCCUGGAUGCGCAGGACUUCAAGGGGAUCACUCCGCUAGGGUAUGCCAUCGGUGCCAACCGCAUCGCCGUGGUGAAGAAGCUCUUGGACAGCAGGGCCAACCCAUAUGCUGUGGACAGCUCCGGUAACUCCGGCCUUCACUACGCCGCCGGCUACGGAAGAAGGGAGCUGGUCGAGUACCUCCUGAAGGUCGGGGCCAAUGUGAGCCAACCCAAUGUACAGGGCAUGACACCACUGGCAGUGGCCACACAGAACAAACAGGAGGCGCGUUCCUACUUCCCCUUCUUCGAGUUUACAGCUUCAUCGAGCAAUUUCUUUUUGAAGCCAGUGGGUUCCGGAGUGGACCAUGACAUCCCGGUGACUGUGCCCAAAGCGCACAGCGCAAAGCACCGAUCUGUGCUUUUCAAGAUCCAGUGUAUCAAGUGCGUUUUUUUCAGCAUCGCAUCCUUAAGCCCCAAGAUUCAGUUCACGACUCCUUCCAGCCCUCGUGUUUGCUUCUCGCGCCUUCGCGGGCCUUUGGCUGCUGAGUCUCGCUUUUCUGCGCGGCUCGAGGAAAGGAGCAAUCCCUGUGCUCGGCUGUCUCCUCCAAGCGGCAACAUGGCCACCGAGACGCUGAAGAUCAGCGAUGGCAGCACCAUGGAGAUCUGCAGACUCCCAGAUGUGGAUGACGAAACAUGGGCGGAGGUUCGUGCCUAUGUCGAGAGCAACCCAGAGACCGCAAAGUCCUUGAAGAGCUUUGCGAAGAAUCCGGAUGCCAUGAGAGGUUGGCUGCAGACCCAAGCCAUCGCAGAGCACUACAGCAACAAGAUCGCCAGCGGCGACACCCCGGACAAGGUCAAGUCCCUGGAGAAAGACCCCGAGUUGGCCUCCAUCUUCGAAGACAUCAAGAAGAAUGGCAUGGAAGCCGUCAUGAAGUACUACCAGGACGAGGAGUUGAUGCUACGAAUAAGCCAGAAGAUGGGUGGCCUUCCUUCCGAGCUUCAGCCCGUUCUUCAGAAGAUUGAAGACACCUCGCUGACCCUCCACGAAGCAGCCAAGAAGGGGGAUCUCGCAGCCGUCCAGCAGUUCUUAGACAAGAACAAGCCCCUGGAUGCGCAGGACUUCAAGGGGAUCACUCCGCUAGGCUAUGCCAUCGGUGCCAACCGCUUCCUGGCUCAAAUAGAGCCUUGCAUCGCCGUGGUGAAGAAGCUCUUGGACAGCAGGGCAAACCCAUAUGCUGUGGACAGCUCCGGUAACUCCGGCCUUCACUACGCCGCCGGCUACGGAAGAAGGGAGCUGGUCGAGUACCUCCUGAAGGUCGGGGCCAAUGUGAGCCAACCCAACGUCCAGGGCAUGACACCACUGGCAGUGGCCACACAGAACAAACAGGAGGUGACCAUGAAGAUCUUAAAGGCACACUGCGAGAAGUGCCAAGUAGCACCCAUGUCUGCCGUCAUGGACCAGGCUCUGCUGCGGACAGAGGCCUUGCGGCAGGACUUGCGCUUCUGGUGCGGAGAGGGCUGGGAGGCGCAGGCUGAGCAAAAAUCUCCGACCGUGGCCCGGUACUUGGCGCAACUCGAAGAGGAUGCCAAAGACCCCUGGCUGCUGCUUUGCCACCAUUUCCUGCAGUACAACGCCGUGCUCAGCGGGGGCCAGUUCUUGGGCGGAAAGGUGGCAAACCGGGCGCAGAAAAGCGCACCAGAAGGAGCACGCUUCUAUUCCUUCAGCCUGCCAGCUGGCCAGUCGACCCACGGCCGUGUUCAGAGCUACCUGGACAGCAUGGACCAGCUCUCUAUUUCUGAUGCUCAGCGAGAUCGCAUGCUGGCCUGCAUGCGCACCAUCUACAGCCUGAUCUUGGCCUUGUUCGAUGAGGCCUACAGCAUGGCCAAGAUUGAGGGUGUUUCCUUCGCAUCAACGAAGGGAGCGAGCGCUGGCGCAGGCUCCGCGCCCGCCAAGAGGAAAGUUCCGCCUCCGCCGCUGGCGCCCGCAGAGCAGGCCUUCACGUCUGCCGAGCUGGCACAGUUCGACGGCAAAGGCCCGGGCAAGCCCAUUCUCACCUCCGUUCUCGGGCGCGUCUACGACGUCACAGGCGCAAAGGAGUCCUUCGGACCCGGAGGGCCUUACGAGAUGUUUGCAG